AUGAAUCUUGAAGGCAAAAACUUUGGGAGGGGAAGUAGAGAACUUGGAGGUGGUCACGAUCUCGUAAGCCAAUAUAAGCUUUGGCCGUUCUACAAACACUUUUGCAAGAGUUCACUUCCGUUGUCAGAGACACAUUAUCUUCGCAAUGUGGUCGGCGACACUAAAAUCAAGAAGGGAGAAGGAAUGGAACUUGAUCAGCUGUGUAAGAACACCUAUACGAAUGAGAAGAAACCUUGCUUAUCUCCGUUUGACUUGAAUGUACUAAAUGAAGCUUUCCAUCUGAAAGAAACGGAUCCAAAUCACAUUUCUUCUGUCAAGAAGGUGCUACCAAACGCAGCGGCGAACCCGGCACACGCAUCUAGAGAGACUGAAAGGAAGAAUAAAAAGGACAAGAAAUAUAGGAAGCACAAACUACUUCAAAUUAAAAAUAGAAGUUGUGUUGCUAAUAACACAAUUAUACACAAUGAUUCUCAUCCCUCACAAUUGAAGAAUCAACAAGACAAGAAAAGGAGGGCUGAGGCAAGCUACGACCCUUCUACUAGAAAGCGAUUAAAUACUAGAUAA
Molecule: messenger RNA, 564 nt
Organism: Lathyrus sativus (Indian pea)
Lineage: Eukaryota; Viridiplantae; Streptophyta; Magnoliopsida; Fabales; Fabaceae
Source: the annotation of a GenBank genome assembly